This is a messenger RNA of Callithrix jacchus (white-tufted-ear marmoset), 20883 nucleotides long. RefSeq names its product par-3 family cell polarity regulator beta (gene PARD3B). Gene Ontology annotation, biological process: establishment of cell polarity; microtubule cytoskeleton organization; cell adhesion. NCBI's taxonomy places the organism in Eukaryota, Metazoa, Chordata, Mammalia, Primates, Cebidae. Gene Ontology annotation, cellular component: apical junction complex; apical plasma membrane; cell cortex. Gene Ontology annotation, molecular function: protein binding; phosphatidylinositol binding. The record is from RefSeq and is a predicted model, not a curated record.
CCCUCCCCGAUUCCCGCUGCCCGCCGCCUGCCCGGGUGGAAGGGGCGCUGCCGCGAGCCCCCGGGCCUCAGGGUGCCCCGGAGAGCGGCGCCCCGGGUCUCCGGGCCCACCCGCGCCUGGCGUCCUCCGAGAGUGGGGGCUGCGCCCGCGGGGUCAGACACCUGUUCGGCCCUGCCCGGCGUGGUCGCCGGGGGCCAGGAUGAAAGUGACCGUGUGCUUCGGUAGAACGGGCAUCGUGGUGCCCUGCAAGGAGGGCCAGCUGCGCGUCGGCGAGCUCACCCAGCAGGCGCUGCAGCGGUACCUGAAGACCCGGGAGAAGGGUCCUGGUUACUGGGUGAAGAUUCAUCACUUAGAAUAUACAGAUGGAGGAAUCCUGGAUCCAGAUGAUGUCUUGGCAGAUGUUGUUGAAGAUAAAGACAAGCUGAUUGCUGUGUUUGAAGAACAAGAACCACUCCACAAGAUUGAGAGCCCCAGUGGAAACCCUGCAGAUCGGCAGAGCCCAGAUGCUUUUGAGACAGAAGUGGCGGCGCAACUGGCAGCAUUUAAACCAAUUGGUGGGGAGAUUGAAGUAACCCCUUCUGCUCUGAAACUAGGCACUCCACUGCUGGUGAGAAGAAGCAGUGACCCAGUGCCAGGCCCACCUGCUGAUGCCCAGCCAAGCUCUUCACACCCUGGUGGCCAGGGUCUGAAACCGGUUAUUCCAGAUUCCACACAGAACUUGGAAGACAGAGAAGUUAUGAAUGGUGAACAGACAGAACUAGUUACAUCGCCAAAAACUAAGGACACAUUGAGUGAUAUGACAAGAACAGUAGAGAUUUCUGGGGAAGGAGGCCCAUUGGGAAUACAUGUAGUGCCCUUCUUUUCAUCUCUAAGUGGAAGGAUUCUAGGACUCUUCAUCCGAGGCAUUGAAGAAAAUAGCAGGUCCAAGCGAGAGGGACUAUUUCACGAAAAUGAAUGUAUUGUCAAAAUCAACAAUGUGGACCUCGUAGACAAAACCUUUGCUCAGGCUCAGGAUGUCUUCCGCCAGGCAAUGAGAUCCCCAAGUGUGCUCCUCCACGUGCUUCCUCCACAAAACCGUGAACAGUAUGAAAAAUCAGUCAUUGGACCUCUUAAUAUUUUUGGUAACAGUGAUGGCAUUUUGAAAACAAAAGUGCCGCCUCCUGUCCAUGGAAAAUCGGGAAUAAAGACAGCAAAUCUCACAAGAACUGAUAGUCCUGAAACAGAUGCAUCAGCUUCCCUGCAACAAAGCAAGAGUCCCCGAGUACCAAGACUGGGAGGAAAACCAUCCUCUCCCUCACUCUCCCCUCUCAUGGGAUUUGGCAGCAAGAAAAAUGCAAAGAAAAUUAAGAUUGACCUAAAGAAAGGCCCUGAAGGACUUGGUUUCACUGUGGUUACCAGAGACUCUUCCAUACACGGUCCUGGUCCCAUUUUUGUAAAAAACAUUUUACCAAAGGGAGCAGCAGUAAAAGAUGGCCGCCUACAAUCAGGAGACAGAAUUUUGGAGGUAAAUGGGAGAGACAUCACUGGACGAACCCAGGAAGAGCUCGUGGCCAUGCUCAGGAGCACCAAGCAGGGGGAGACAGCAUCACUGGUCAUUGCCCGCCAAGAAGGACAUUUUUUGCCACGAGAGUUGAAAGGAGAACCUGACUGCUGUGCACUCUCCCUGGAGACCACCGAACAGCUCACCUUUGAGAUACCCCUGAAUGAUUCAGGUUCUGCUGGCCUCGGGGUGAGCUUGAAAGGGAACAAAUCUAGAGAAACUGGAACAGACUUGGGGAUUUUUAUCAAAUCCAUCAUUCAUGGAGGUGCUGCUUUUAAGGAUGGUCGUCUGCGAAUGAAUGACCAGCUGAUUGCAGUUAAUGGGGAAUCUCUUUUGGGAAAGUCCAACAACGAAGCUAUGGAAACACUUAGGCGGUCAAUGUCCAUGGAGGGAAACAUACGAGGGAUGAUCCAGCUGGUGAUUCUGAGGAGGCCAGAGAGGCCAAUGGAGGAUCCUGCAGAGUGUGGGGCAUUUUCCAAGCUGUGCUUUGAGAACUGUCAAAAUACUGUAACCACCUCUAGGCGAAAUGAUAAUAGUACCCUGCAUCCACUUGGCACUUACAGUCCACAAGACAAACAGAAAGACCUAUUGCUGCCCAAUGACGGAUGGGCCGAGAGUGAAGUUCCACCUUCUCCAGCACCACAUUCUGCUCUGGAAUUGGGCCUCGAAGAUUACAACCACAGCUCUGGGGUGGAUUCAGCAGUAUAUUUUCCAGAUCAGCACAUCAACUUCAGAUCUGUGACACCAGCCAGGGAGCCUGAAUCAAUUAAUUUGAAAGCCUCGAAGAGCAUGGACCUUGUGCCAGAUGAAAGUAAGGUUCACUCACUGGCUGGACACAAAUCAGAAUCUCCAAGCAAAGAUUUUGGUCCAACUCUGGGUUUGAAAAAGUCCAGUUCCUUGGAGAGUCUGCAGACUGCAGUGGCUGAGGUUCGGAAGAAUGACCUUCCCUUUCACAGGCCCCGGCCACACAUGGUUCGAGGCCGAGGCUGCAAUGAGAGCUUUAGAGCUGCCAUUGACAAAUCCUACGAUGGACCUGAAGAAUUAGAAGCUGACGGUCUGUCUGAUAAGAGCUCUCACUCUGGCCAAGGAGCUCUGAAUUGUGAAUCUGCCCCUCAGGGGAACUCGGAGCUAGAGGAUGUGGAAAAUAAAGCCAGAAAAAUCAAAAAAGCAAAAGAGAAGGAGAAGAAAAAGGAAAAGGGCAAAUUGAAAAUCAAGGAGAAAAAGCGCAAAGAGGAGAAUGAAGAUCCAGAAAGGAAAAUAAAGAAGAAGGGUUUCGGCGCCAUGCUGAGAUUUGGAAAGAAGAAAGAGGAUAAGGGUGGAAAGGCUGAGCAGAAAGGUACUCUGAAGCAUGGUGGCCUGAGAGAAGAAGAGCUGGAGAAAAUGAAAGAAGAGCGUGAAAGCUACCUACCUUGGCCUUGGAGUGUGAAUACUUAAUGACAUUACAGUGCAUCUGAAGGGAAUUGGUUGCUGUCCCAAGGAACCUGACCCCUUUCCCAGGCACAAACAAACUCCUGCCUCUUUCUGCUUUGUGUCCUUUGUCAGCAUCUCAUAUUGAGAGUUAGAGAGGCUGAAGUGGUUUGGGCUAUUGCAGAGAAGUCUGCUUCUCCAAGAGGUCAUGGAAAAGUCCCCUCAACUGUAUUAAACAACAGUAACAACAAUGAGCUGUUGAGAUGGAAGAUAUUAGUAUUCAUGUUCUUGGAGACACAUAAUUUCUGAAUUAUGAUUUCUUGAAGCAGAGGUUAUUAAAUUAUGACAGGUUAGAGACAAAUGGAUCAGUGAUAAUUGCUUUGAUCAAAGUCAUUCCUCUCUCUCAAACUUUCAGUGACUGUCUAUUACCUGGUGCAUACAGUCUAAACUCCUUGGCCUAACAUAUCUAACUGUCACCUUCUAAUCAUAAUUUCUGCUCCUGACCAAUAUGACCUCUAUGCUCAGCCAAUCUGGAAUGUUCGUACUUUUUGAGAUUACCACUUUCCAGUCACUGGGCCAUUUCUAAUACCAUUUCUCCUGUCUAGAAUACCCUUCUCCUGUCUGGGUUGGUCCAAAUGAAUGGAAAUUCAGUGAAACCUUGCUUUCUCCAUUAUACUUCCCCAAGCUACCAAGUUGAAAGAUAAUUCUCCCAUUACAUAUCCAGGGUCAAGUUGCUUGAUUGUGAUAAUUUUCAGUUUCUUUACCUACAAAAUGCGUAUAUAACCAUCAUAGUAAUGUUUUGAGGAUUAAAUGAGACUCUGAAGUGAGGCAUUCAGAAUAGUGCCAGGCACAGAGAUAGCUAAUAAAUGGUGAACUUACUAUUUUCCUUAGUCUUUCUUUGAAAGAGAAUGUAUAUGAAUAUCAAACUGUUGGGUUCAAAGCCUGCCUCUUCCCUGUACUAGCUAUGUGAUGGUGCAUGUUUUGAGAAAACUUUCUGAUCUUGAUCAUUUGAAGGGAAAAAAAGGGAUAAAAAUAUCUAGCCUUCAGAGUUCUUAUAAAAUUUACAUAACAUGAAAUACUUAAAGCAUCUUGAACUGUGCUUGGCAUAUAAUAGACACACUUUGUGAUUAUUACUGUUGUCACUUUUCUGCAUUGAAUUGUAUAUAUUUGUAAUUUACAAACAUAUCUUCUCUCCCUUACUACCAUGCCAUUUCCUUGGCUUGGGGAUGAUAUCAUAAGCAUUUUUCUAUUUCUCUCAGUAUCUAAUAUAUUAUGUUUCACAGAAUAGGCACUCAAUAAUAAGUUGCUGAAUAAUGGAUGAAUGAAUGAAUGAAUGAACAACUAUAAAACCAUACUGAUUUUAAUUUUAUUUUUGAAUAAUUGCCACAAUGGAAAUAAGAGGUAGAAUGGACUAAAUCAGUGGUCGACAGAGCUAUAGUGUUUAGAGAUAUAAAUAAGACUUUCCCUGGGCUAUGAAAUGGUGUCAAGAAAUAUGAGGUCAUUUGUAACAGGCAGGAGGACAGUGGAAAUGGAUCACUGAAGCAUAGUGGCCAGUGUGUCAGGACUAUCAGCACUUGUUUCCCUGUCACUGAACCAGAUCCUGAGAGACACACCCUUAAAGUGAAUGUUAUUUCAUCCACUUCACAAGGAAAUGAAAAUGCUGUGGGCCCAGAGAGAGGUUUGUUGUUGUUCUGAAUUUGCGCUUGUGUCCCCAUCCUCUUUCAUUGACUUAAAUUUAAUCAGAUGAAAUUAUUUUUAAGUACCAUUUGUUUUAACCUUUUAAAACGGAAGAAUCGCCUUUUUAGGGAAAAUUGAAUUUGAUUGUAUGGAUGAGACACAUUGUCCUUGGUUUAUUCUUUGUCACAUGAGGAUAUUUUUGUGCCAUAUUUUGAGUCAAUUCAGUCAGAAUUCAUGGUGCUGAUUGUAUUUCAGGGGGAAGGCAUAAAAAACUAAUAUAAAUGGAGAAUCAUGAAAAAUGGCAACAGCUAUUUGUGAUAUUCAGAUGCUAAGGGCUAUUCUCUCAAGGAGGCAAUCAGACUAAACUCUCCAAGUCCGUGAUGAGGAGUCCACAUCACAAUUCCAUUAGAACCUUUAUCUUACCAGAUAUUUCUAACAUAUACUCUCCUGCAAUUGCAUGUGUUUUAUUCAUGUCUAAGUCCUAAUUCUCCUGAAGCAUAGAUUGUAACUCGUUUCAUUUUCUUACAUCUCUGUAAAGAGAAGAUAUUCGGUGAAGUCCUGGUUGACUUAAAAGUAUAAAACAGUAUUAAAUUUUGAAUAGGUUGCUUAAUUUCAAAAACUGACAACAUUUUAAUAAGCAAUAGACAACAUUUCUAACUAUUAAAAUAUCUUGUCAAACAUUCUUCUUUUUGAAAGUAUACUGGCCUCCUUGAGAAUUACCUUGAUUAUAAAUUAGCCAGGCACGGUGCCACAUGCCUGUAAUCCCAGCCACUCGGGAGGCUGAGGCAGGAGAAUCGCUGGAACCCGGGAGGUAAAGGUUGCAGUGAGCCAUUGCACUAUGCCUUGAGCAACAUGAGUGAAACUCCGUCUCAAAGAAAAAAAAAUUACCUUGAUUAUAAUAGUAUGCACCAGUUCUUAAAAGUAACGCACAAAUGAGUAGAUGAGGAAUUGCUUAGACUAAUCAUUUUUUGAAAUAAUAGUGGACUCUAUUAUUGACAGCAUCAACAGCUAAUUAAAAAUUCUAUUAGUGAAGAUGUAAAAGAUGGCACAUUUCCAAUCCAGAUUGACACUGAGAACAUAGACAUAAUUGAUAUUUGUUCAAUAAUCCUAAAAUGUUUCACAGUCCCUAAUAGAGGCUUUGAUUGCCAGAAAAAGUUUCAAGUGCUAAAUAUAUAUAUUCUAGGCACUUAAAGAUAUUUUCAGAUCAAAUAGUGCACCUUUGCAAAAAAAAAAAGUGUAAGAUUUUAGCUGAAUGAGCAUCAAAGGACAUUUUAGUGGGUUGACUUUGUUUUAAAGAAAAACACUGAGUUAAGAUAAUGUAUGGUGUAAUUCAUAUGUUUUUAAUCUGAUUAUAGUGAAUGUAAUAAGAAAGUCAAAAAAGGAUAAUUUGCUAGUUGGACUUUUAAAUUUCAGAGCCGCAUUUUGUAAUGGUCACAUAAAUGAAUGCAUAUUGAAAAAAUAUGCAACUACCAUUAAAUAUUCCACUUUGGAAAAACAAGAUCAUAGCUUUAACAAAAUGCUUCAAUAUUAUAGUUCACUGCUUUUGACAAUAUUAAACCCAAAUUGAAUAUGUUCCUAUAUAGGGUAUUUUCACACAGCAACUUAAAAACUUGGCAUAAUAGUUUCCCUAGUUUUGAUGAUCAAUUCUAUUCCCAGUAAUUAUAGAUUUACCUCACCAAUUAUUUCAAAGGAUGGACAGAGAAGCAAAAACCUUACAGAGAAAGGUAUUAAAUGAAACCAGAACAUUUCACAGACUGUUAAGAAAUGGGCACUUAAUUCUUAAGGAAGCAUAACUCAUCUCACUAGCAAACAAAAAUUCAAUGCCAAGAAAACUGACAUUAUUCUAAAAUAUUCCUUGCCUCAAGUGUGUAUAUGACUUAAGGUAAAAAUGGAUACCUAAUAUCAUCAGUGACAAAUUCAUGCCACCAAAUGAAGAAUAUUCAGAGGUAUAAGCACACUCUACUGAAGCUAGCUGUGCAGUCCUUAUUGAUCAAUUUGAAAUAACCACCUACAGAUAUCAAUUACCUUGGUCUAUACUGCUCUUGGUCACAUAAGCUUGACUCUGCCUCAGUUCAAAGAAAUGUUUUAAAAUUGUGACAUAAUAAACUAAUAUGAUGUGUGAACCAGUAUAGGAAUUUAAGUUCUCAAAGAUAUACUGAAAGAUUUUGCUUCUAAGCAGGAGAAACACAUUUUACUAAAAUCAUGCCAACUGACACAGGAAAUUUGAGGAAGAUCUCCAAAUAUCACAGAUUAAACCCAAAAUAUGUAGUAUGUUUUUACAACUUUUUCUAGGGCAUUUGAAAGCAUAUGAAACUAUGUAGACAUGUUAUGAUUCUAUUUACAUGUUCAUUUUUACAUUGCCUUAUAAUCAGAUGAUAUAGGAAAGGAAUUUUUUUCAUCUGAAGGAAUAUGAGAAACCGUUUCAAGCAUAGACUAGCUAAGGAGUAGGGGAAUUUAUUUUAUUACAUUGUGACAUCUUGAGGGCAUGCUUCUGGUAUGAAGAAAGCUUAGCUGUCUGAAAGUAUUCUUGUUCGUGAGAAUAACUUUAAUGCUCUCACCACGAGUGUGCCUGCGUGUGUGUGUCUUUGUGUGUGACAUAGUUACAUAGAUAGAUAAUAUGCAUAUAGGCUUAACGGUGUCUGGUAAUACCCUACUUACUACAUCCCCUGUGAGCCAUUCCUUGAUGAACUGGAAAAUAACCAUUCCUCGAUGAACUGGAAAAGUAAUAUUUUAGUUUAAAUAAAUGAUUAUAUAUUACCUGUUUUCAUGCUGUAUAAAAGAAUACCAAUGAAUAGAAUUAGGUUCUUGGAGAAACAGGGAGAUGUUGAAAAGCAGUCAAGAAAAAUGUUGGGGUAAGGGGACUGGAACACCUGCAGGGAAGGCACCACUCCUUCUCGCAUACUUUUUCAUCCCUGAAAAUGUGCUGAGCCCUGGGCCUGCAGGUGAGCAGCAUGCACAAAGUGGAUUUGUUAAUUUUCUGAAAAGAAUACAGCUGGCUGGCUCAAAGAGUUAAGGCAACAUGCUAAUAAGGCUGAUAUCAUAUAAAUUAUGCCCUUUAUGGAUGAUUGAUGCAUUAAAAAUAAUCACAUAAGUACCCAUUGUGGUGCAAGUACUGUAAUAGAUGCUAAGGACUUAGGCUUAAUUUUUUUUAAAAAGAAAUAAGGUUUCUUGGUCUUGAAACAAUCUGCACUUCUUACAAGAAGCUCAAAUCUAUACCUCAAACACCAGGUAAACAUCUAAAAAUAUAUUCUGUUGGACCUUCAAGGCCUUCAAGCUAAGGGAACAAUGAACCUUUAUUUUCAGGAGGAAUACCUGAGAGAUCACCAGAGGGUAGAGCAGACUUGUCAUCUUCAUACUCAAAAAGUGGCUUAGGCAUAGUCUCUCCAUAGUUUGUUGGAUGCCUCUCUUUGCAUCUCUUCCUCAUAGCCCCUAGCCUGAUCUCCACAGGCUAGAUCCUUGCAAGAUCAAUCCAGCCUCAUUUACCUUUCACUGAGGCACAGAAAUGUUUCUGAAACUGCUCUGCAUUCAGCAGCUGGAGGCACCCUGCAGACGGGGCCUCCUCUGGAAGCCGGCCUUCUCUGGGAACCCCCAGUGGAGGCCUGUAUUGUGUCCCGCCCACUUUGUGUGCCCUUGAAAAUCUAACAAGCAUGUGUCUUCCUAAUAGGCAGCACUCCUUGGAUAAACUGUUGUUAAUCUAUAUCAUCUUGUUUUCUCUUGUGUCUUUACUUCUUUCCUCAUUUUUCAUUUUUUACAUUUUCUCAUAUGAAAGGUCACUUUAACUUGGUCACUUCAGUGGAAUAGUUCCCAAUUUCAGGCCUAAAAGCUUAUCAGAAAGAUGUGUAUUUUGAUGAAUUUUAGUACUUUUGAUCAUCUGGAGAACUAACGUAAUCUAUUUUAGGUCCCUGGACCUUUUUCCUUGAGAUGCGCUGUCACGCCUUUGAAUCUGAGGUUAAAUUGAAGUUAUAUGAAAUUUUUCCACUUAAGAGGACUUGGCUAGAUAACUUCUGUUAUGAUUCACUUUUGACUUUUUAAUUAUUUUUGGCCUGAACUCUUUAAUAAUUCAGCAAAUAUUAAUUGAGCAUCUAGGCACAUGAGGGAAAUGGCAAUAUGUGUAAAACACAAUCUAGUCCCUGCCCGCAACAAGUUCAUGAUUAAGAGAGAGCAGCGAGACCAAUACACAACUAAUUAUAAUAAAGCUGACUGUGAUAAAUGCUGAAAGAGGGUUUUAAAAUGCUGUAUGAUCACAGAGAAGGCAGCCAUGAGAAAAUAGUGUUGUAGCUGGGACAACAGAACAGACCCUCUUUACCCCCAGUAUUUCCAGACACUUGCAAUGAAAUCAUUAGAUUCAAUCAUGAAGUACGACUUAACUGUGCAGCAAAUUAAAAGAGACUUUUCAACAUUUAAAUUCUUAAUCCCAUCAAUAAUACAUGAUAUUUUUGCUGCUAACUAGAGAGAAAUUUAAGACUCAGGGAAAAUUUUUAUUUAAAAUCUACGGGAUUUUCCAAGCAAUCAUUGUGUUUUCUGUUAUAGUUUCUUUCUCCAAAGCUGACAGAAUACAGUUGAAAAGUUUAGGGCAAAACUUUCUGGGAAAAUAGCAAUUAAGUCAGGCAGAUAACUUUGGGUCAUAAAUUUAUAUUACUGAAGAUCUAUUCUUCAGACACAUACAAAAUUUAUUUAAAUAUUUUAAGUUAUAAACUAUAAUCUUAGUAGCCUAGAAUAUUUGGCCAAAAUAUUUCUAUACUUAUAAGUGGCUUACAAACUAUCCAUUUGUAUAUAGUACUAUACUACUCUCUCUAUAUAUAUAUAUAUAUGGAGAGAGAGAGUAACAUAGUACUGAUAGGGUUUGGCUGUGUCCCCCGCCCCGCAAACUAAUCUUGAAUUGUAGCUCCCACAAUUCCCAUGGGUUAUGGGAGGAACCCAGUGGGAGAUAUUUGAGUCAUGAGAGCAGGUCUUUCCCAUGCUGUUCUUGUGAUAGUGAAUAAGUCUCACAAGAUCUGAUGCUUUUAUAAGUUCUCCUUAUAAAGAAGAACUUUAUAGAGACCCCCUCCCUAGCCAUGUAAAACUGCGAGUCCAUUAAACCUAUUUUUCUUUAUAAAUCACUCAGUCUUGGGUAUUUCAUUAUCUGCAGUGUGAAAACAGACUAACACAAGCACCAUAAUAAACAAAAGGUGGAGCAAAUUGAAUUUCCAUUACAGUUUUGAAAAACUGAAGAAGCCAACUAGGGUGACCGAAGGCCAGUUUUUCCCCCAUCUAUUGACAUAGAUAGAGCAGAUGCCAGACAGCCAGAAAAAGCAAGUUCCAUUUACAAGUAGGUUCACUUUUUAAACUUCUCAGGUUAGUAAUUAUCCCAAAACUUCAUUAAUCUGCAUUCUCUUCUGAACACUACACUAGUCAGGAGGGAAACGGAGAAAGGGGAUAAUCAGGAAGAAAUAAGAAACACUUCCAAGUGCCAGGCACAUGGUGAAUGAACUUUUAGGAAUGUGGAUUCAAUGAAUGAGGUCAGGUCACAGCUAAUAUUACUUCACUGUAAUUCCUCAGUACCUCAAGGUCACAGGAUGAAAACUGCAGCAGAGAAGGGUGGUCUUCAAGUGAUGUCCCUCCCUCUUUAAAAAAGAAAAAUCUGUUCAGUGAAUGUGAUUAGAGCAAAUUAAAGGAUUAGUAUAUUUUCGAAAGAUUUGCAGCCAACAGAUUCAAACCAAAAGUAUUUGCUGCUUUGCUCUCGAUCAAGCAGAAAAUUCAAUUAACCAUUAACACACCUGUUCUCCUGAGCAUUCUGGCCCAUCCAGGUUAUAUAGCAUUGAUUAAAAGUCUCUACUCUCUGUCUAGGGUUCCAAGUGGAAUUGAGGAGUUAAAAGAAGCUGUGUUUAUGUUUUUCAAGAGCUACUAGUGGUGUGUGCAUGUGAAGACUGCAUAAGUAUCUCUUUGCUCUCAAUCUCUCCUGUCUCAGGUGUGGAUGACUGUUACUGUUAUUCCUAACAAUUGUCAUUUAUGUUCCAGCCACACUCUUCUAGUGGCUUUUGUGGUAUUAAGUCAUUUAGCCUUCUUCCUUUGGGGUAGGUACUAUUAUAUCUCUCAUAUACAGGUGACAGAAAGGUUAAAUAAUUUGUCUAUGGUACAAAAUUAGAAAGUGGCAGAGCUCAGUUUCCAUCCCAGGCUGUUUGGCUCCCCACAUCACCAUGCUUUUCCAUUCUGAAAUAGCAGUGUUCACAUACCCAUCAACACCUCCAGGUCUGCUCUGAAAAAGGCUUCGCUUCAGUGGAACUGUCUGGGCGAGGAUGCUGCUGCCUCCCAUGAAGAUCUUAAGGCAGAAAUAUAAAUGUAAAUUUUGCUCAUUAAAACCAUAAUUAAUUUAUUGAAAGUGAAUUGUUAUUAUUUCAGGGAUGAAUGCAUAUUGGAAUAUGCUGAUUAUUUUAAUGAACCAAGAACCUCUUCUGGGAUACUUCCCUUGUAUUAUUUGCAAGCAGGUCACUGUAGAUUUUCUAAGAGUGGGAAUGAAAAGAUUGCUGCUCAUUUUCAAGUUUUGCUUUAUUAAAAAUGCAAAGGAGGCUGGGCACUCUGGCUCACUCCUGUAAUCCCAGCACUUUGAGAGGCCAAGGUGGGCAGAUCACAAGGUCAAGAGAUCGAGAUCAUCCCGGGGCCAACAUGAUGAAACCCCAUCUCUACUAAAAAUACAAAAAUUAGCAGUGGUGGUCGCCUGUAGUCCCAGUUACUCGGGAGGUUGAGGCAGGUUCAUUGCCAGCCACUGCCUGAACCCGGGAGGCGGAGGUUAUAGUGAGCCAGGAUUGCGCCACUGCACUCCAGCUUGUGUGAUACAGUGAGACUCUGUCUCAAAAAAAAAAAGCAAAAGCAAACGUGUGCUGUAUAAUGUAUUCUGGGAGUUGAUGAGACAAUUAAUCUUUGUUUAAAGAAGGCCUAACAUCAUCUGCUUACGACUCACUGUUCUUCUAGGUAGUCAUUUCUUGCACUACAGAUGUCAGCUGCCAGGACUAGUUUGUGUGGAUGCUGUGCCUACACAAUGUAGGAACAUUGUAGCAUCUCCAAUGUAAUUGUUAUGUUUAACAUUUAGAACCAUUUAUAUAGGUUUUCUCUCCUGUUCCACUGUAUCCCAUAUUUAAUCUCCUCAAGACAUACAGAAGAAAAGCUGCCAGAAUUUGAUUUAAUUUUUUUCUUCAUAUGUUAUAGGGUCUGAUAAUUUCAUUGUUCAUAUUUCUACAUUGCAGGAAAGAUGAGCAAAGACAUACUGACCCAGGUUAUGAAUGAAAAUAGUGCACACCUAAAUACUUCUCUUUAGGUCUCACCAUCAAUUCCAUUCAUUCAUAAUCAGUGUUACUUUCCCAUUGCUGCUGUGACAAAUAACCAUGUACUCGGUAUCUACAAAACAACAAAUAUUUAUUCUCUUAACAUUUUGGAGGCCAUCAUUCUGAAGUUAGUUUCAUUGGGCUAGACUCCGCUGGGCUGAUUCCUUUUGCAGACUCGACAUCAUUGGCUUUUACUUGGCUGCCUGUAUUCCUGGCUCAUGGCUCCUUCCACCAUUUUUAAAAUGCACCUCUCCAGUCUCUGCUUCCAUUGUCACUUGGCCUUCUCUCUCAGACCCUGCUUUGUCUGUUUCCAUCAUCACAUUAUUGAGUGCCUACUGUCUCCCAGGCACUGUGCGAGAUAUUAGGGUUCUAGCAAUAGACAAGGCAAAUAAGGUCCCUGCUUCCAUGAAGCUUCCAUUCUUGUAAACAGAUAAAUAAAAAAGAUAAAUCAAGUAAUGAUAGGAGUAUGAAGAAAAUAAACUAGAGAAAUGUGAUAGAAAGAUAGGACUGGGAAGAAUGCCUAAGAUGUCAAGAUCCAAUCUCAGUGAUGAGCCAGUUGCAAGAAGGGGGUUUCAGGCAGAAAGAACUGCAAGAGCUAAUCAGGCCUCAGGCAAAAAAAAGCUUUGUAAUUGGAGUUGAAUAACUAUGGGUGAGCAGACAUAAGCCAGAGUCACAGAGGAAGCAGUGACCAAGUGGAUAGCCUCGCAGAUCAUUGCAGGGAGGUUAGAUUUUAUCUACGUGUUAAAGGAAGACAUGGAAGUGUUACCAGCAGAGAAGCAGUUAAAAAGUGACUGUUAAAGAGAUUGUUUGACUGCUGUUUAAUGACUAGAUUCUCCAUGAAAGGAAGAGAUAUCUAGCCACAUCCUUCCUCCUUUUUAAAAAGUGUGUUUCCUUGCUGCAGUUACAUCAAGUCUGAAUCAAAUCUAAAUUUUGGGUCGUAAUGUACGUCAUUGAAGGAUGUUUCCCCAUAUCUAGAAACUCAGACAUCCACAGUACCCUGAUAGCCACAAUAAAAAAUGACAAUCCCUCCCUUCUUUCAAACACUUUAUGGAUCGGUUAGCAACUUGCAGUUCCAACAGGAGAUCAAACAAGUCUAUUUUCAAACAUGAAGAGAUUUUCUAUUGUAAUUAUAUGCAAAACCUGGAGCAAAGGGCAACUAGGUAGGCCAAGGAAUAGGGAGCCAGCUGAGUGACAGAAUGCCAUGGUCUGGACUGAGAAUAGGCACUGCAAAGAAUAGGCUUAGCUUGUGUCUAUUGGUCUUGGUGGAGGGACAAACGAGGGUAGAUCAGACAGUAAGCUCUGGUGUACAGAUAGCCAUUGCCUAUCCUAACAAAUGAAACAUCCUCACUGUAGUUCUCAAGGCCAUGUGUAUGUAGCAUAUGGUCCUCUAUAAAAGCUUCCUUCAUACUCCUCUUCACCCAGGUUUGAACCAAUGGCCAUGAUAGAACAUUUCUCCUCAACAUCCAGUGGAGUAGGAUGAGAUCAUUUCUGGUAGUUAUCUUGUCCCCUAGCUACACAACAGUCUGACAGAAUUACCAUAGACACAGCAGACAUCAUCGGGAUCAGCUUGUCGAACCUUCUCUGAUGGCUGCUUAGCAGAGAUUGUCUAAGGUAGUUUUUGGCCCUGCCCAUGCUGUGUCCUCAGUGUGUGUGUGGUAGAGGGAAGAAGGCCAGAUGAUAAGGAUGCUCACCUCAGGCUUGGGCCCCUGUUAAGGAAGUCCUUCUCACUACCAUUUUGGAGGUAGGUGGGGACCUUAGUUUGCAGACCUGAUAGAAAAGCCUGUGGUUCUUCCACCUGAUACUCAUGUGUCCCUGGUCCUUUUCAUCUAGCCUAGUUCAGUUCUGAGUACCUAGUAAAUAUUCAAUAAAUGUUGGAAUCAAACCAUAUUGGCUGACAUGCCCCAUUUCUUGGCAUAUGUCUGGACUUGUGAGAACAUUCUAUAUGCUUUCUCCAGAGCAAUACCAUCUUAAGAAGCCAAAAAUGACAAGGCUAAUAAGCACCAUAGAAAAUACUGUGGUUUACAUAUGUUCAUUACAACCCUAUUCACAGUAGGGUUCACAACAUGGAAUCACAUUUACAACAUGGAAUCAACAUACAUGUCCAUCAAUGGCAGACUGGAUAAAGAAAAUGUGGUACACAUACACCAUGGAAUACUCUGUCUGCAGCCAUAAACAUGAACAGGAUCUUGUUCUUUGCAAGAGCCUGGAUGGAAAUGGAGGCCAUUAUCCUUAGCAAACUAACCCAAGAGCAGAAAACCAAAUACCACAUGUUCUCAUUUAUAAGUGAGAGCUAAAUGAUGAGAGCACAUAGAGAGGAACAACACACAGUGGAGACUUUUGGAAGAUGGAGGGAGGGAGGACGGAGAGGAUCAGGAAAAAUAGCUAAUGGGUACUAAGCUUCAUACCUGGGUGAUGAAAUAAUUUGUACAAAAAAGGCCCAUAACACAGAUUUACCUAUGUAACAAACCUACACUUAAAGCCCUGUACUUAAAAGUUUAAAAAAAAUACUGUCAUUGAAUACAAUAUUUUUGCGGACCUAUUUUAAGUCUUCUGCGUGAAUAGGAUAGGAGGGAAAAGACUACACCCUCUGUGUCUUUUAAAACUCUCUAUGAUGCAGAGAAUGUGACUUUUCAGAAUAUGAGUUCCCCAUACCUUUGGACUAGAUGGAAACCUCAGGUAUGAAGGGUCUGUGUUUAUUCCUCUCCUAGGUAUUGUCGUGGUUCUAUAUGUAAGGUGGUUUAUCCAGGCUCUGUGGAAGUUGGUGGUACCUCUGGAGCUCUUCAUAAUCCCGGAGUUCUUUCAAUGAAGAUUCUCUGUAACCUGCGGAUGAGUGUCCAGGGCCUUGGGAAGUCUGGCAUUCAGGGCCAAGGAAACAAAGGAAAUAGAGCAGCACAUGCUGUGUGGACAGCCUGUGAUUUCCAUGCUUCAGCACAUUUUUAUGUGAGUCAGCUUUGAGAGACAAAGAUCAAAGAUGUGUCCAGGAGAGCACCGGCCAGGUGUGAAAUUCUGGGUGACAGAAUAGAAAGAAAAGAAAGGUCUGAAGGGAAAGGAAAGGAAAUGUAGCUAGUUUCCAUUUAUUCUCUUUAUUUUUCCUGUUUCCUCUUCAGGAAGUUUACGUAGCUUACAAUACCUCAAACAUUCAACAGAAAGGGUUGAUCCUCAUUCUUUUCCACAUGAUGAUAAGCACCACCAUGCCAAGGGCCUAUCAUUUAUUUUUCAGAUACAACCUUUGGCAGUCCCUAAGAUUAAAUGAUGCUGUGCUCCAGAAAAUUUUAAUACAGAAAAUGUACUUUGUUUUCUGCUUUGGUCUGUGCUACAAAAAGUGGACACAUAUAAACUGGGGGAAUAUAAAUAAAAUAAAUGCUAUUUCUUGCCACUUACAAAUGUCAUUAACAGUAAGAAUAAAGCACAUCAGCAAGUUACAAAUUUUAUCCAACCAGCAGGGCUCCCUCAAGGGCAGAUUCUUAGAGCUCUUUCUUCAGUGUUAGCUUGGCCAGCAGCCUAAGGAACAUCAUUUAAUGCCUUCAAUGCUAAUGACAUCUUUUGUAGAGGGACUGUCUAGGACUGUUAUAAAGGAACUAGUUGUUAUCAGAGAACAUCAUAAGCACUCUGCAGGUUGUUCCCUGUCACAUCCCCACCUCUCUUUGGGGCUAAUUUUCUAAGAAAAGCUAAAAAUGUUUACUAAGCAUUUCUGAGAAACUUGUCCACAUUAUGAGAAUACAAAUUACAGGAACUCAGUGCAUUAGCAAUGAGGAAGGCUUAAUGGGUCUGGGAAAGGUAUAAAUUUAGGGAAAAUGUAAAUUGCAGUGGUUGGAGAGCCUUCAAGGGCAGUUCUCUUGAAAUGGCAGCGUUUAGUAGCAAUGGAAAGAUACUAAAGAAUCUUGCCAUUUGGCAUUGUAAAAACUGCAACUCAUCAGUAGGAAUUGCAAAUCUCAUUAGUUUAGAAUAUGAAAUAGACUCCGUGUAAACACACACACACACACACACACACACAUUUUUGAUAUGGGGAAUGUGCUUGGUUCCAGGCCAUGGAAGAUAUGGAAGUAUUUUCUGUGGUCAUCCCACCCAGGCAAAGAACCUUUUAACUUUUCAGGAUUCUCUAGAAUUAGAAUGUUCUGAGCCCACACUUGAGUCUCAGAAGCUUCCCAAACUCUAUUGCCUUGACCUACUUUAAUGAGCAUGUAGGAUUUAGAUAAAAAGAACAUCAGCAUGCUUUUUGCUCCAUGAUCUUUGGCAAACCAUAGACUAUGUAAGCACAAUAUCCACAUACUGGAUUCUGCAAACCAUGAAGAACUCACCGUGUUGUGUGUGCAAAGAGGAAAUCAUAAACAAAGAGUCAAUUAAUUACAUUUAAAAAUUGCGUGUCAGUGGAGUAUCAAAUUUACUAUACAGGCAUAAAUGUGUUUGUUUUUUAUGUAUUUAUAUCAAGAAAAGUGAUAAAUUAUCCCAUCAAUCUAGUUCCCUUAGAAUGUCAGAUCUGGUUUCGUCUGACAAAAAAAAUGGGCGGUACAGAAGGAAAUCAUUUAGGAAAUAUUAUAGACACCAGACAGGAAUGAGGCAAUGGUGAAAAAUAUUAAUGCAGUUAAAAUAGUUUUGUUGAAAAGAUGAAACAUAUUGCACGUGACAUUGUCUUGGCUGGUCAGUGUAAUAAUUUUGAUAAUACUAGUACUACUACCACUAGUAAAAAACUCAUAUUGUUCCUGACCAGGUAUAGCUUGCAGCUUUGAAUCUGCAUUGAUAGGGAAAAGCUGAAGAAACUGAGCCCCUGUUCUCUGGAACAAAGGAUAAUUGUAGUGACCUAAUUGUAGCUUCGAUUACAAAAGCAGAAAUGAUAGCCAGGCAAAUUAUCUCUGCUGUCAAUAAAGAAAGCUAUACAGCAGGUAGUUCAUAAUCUCUUUUAAUGAUACUACUUCUUUUACCCCAAAGCUCUCCGAGAAAAACCUUUCCUGACCUCAACUACUGUCACCACUAUAGGGAGCAAACCUUCUCUUUAUUCUCUAUUCAUCUCUGACUCUGUUGUUUGGGUUCAUACAGUAGCAGCAAAGAGAAUUUUACUGCCUACAAAUUCCUAGUACUGGCCACGUCAAUCAGAACUAUACUAUUGCGGAGACAUUCUGCAUGAGACAAAUCAAGAAAUAGUGUAGAAAAGUAACAAAAUGUUCUAAGCUUUUGAGGGGUAUUAAGUAUGAAACACUAAUCAAUAAUUGUUUAAUGAAUUAUAAAAGGCAAAUAAGGAAAUAUAUAUGCAACUUAUACCACAGACAAAGUGCUAAUAUUGCUCCUAUUCAAAUGUCUUGGAAAAAUCAAGGGGGGAAAAUGGCCAACAAUCUGAUAGUAAAAUCAGCAAAAGAUAUGGACAGUCACAGAAGAGGAAGUGAAAAUGGCCCUUAAGCACAUGAAAAAAUACUCAGCAUCAUAUAAUAAGAGAUAGGCUAAUUAAAACUUCACUGAAAUAUGACUUCUCACCUACGUUUAUCAAAUUUCCCAAAGUUUGACAAUGUGCUCUGUUGAUGAGACUGUAGAGAAACAGGCAGGCAUCCUCUUACAUUGCAGGUGGCAAUACAAAAUAAAAGAAAUGUGGAGGGAAAUUUGUCAUAAUCUAGAAAAAGUGUAUGUGUGUUUCUCUUUGACCCAGGAAUCCUACUUGUAUGAAUUCACCCCAAAGCCACAGUGGUAACAAUAUGGACUGACAUUUGCACAAAAAUUUUUAUUACGACAUUAUUUGGAAUAGCAAAAAAUCAGAAAUACCCAAAUGUUCACAAAUGCAUGACUCAUUAAAUAAAAGCAUGUCCACACAGUAGAAUACUGUGAAACAUUUAAAAAAAUAAGAAAGAUAUCUAAAGAAAUUGUAGUGUCUAUAAUUUUUUUGCUAAUAUGAAAUGUUCUUCUAUCACUAUUUGAAAAAGAAAAGUAUAGAAAAAUAUGGACAGUAUGCUACCUUUUCUAUAAGAAAGAAGGGAUCAAAAUACAUAGACAUGCUUGCUUUAAAAAAACAAAUAUAGUUAUAUCGCAUGGGAUAGAGAAGACAGAAAAGAAAGCUAUACAUUAUAACUAUAUUUUGCUAUAUUUAAAUUUGGAAAAAUAUGCUUUACAUAUUUUUAUUGCCUUACAUAUUUAGCAAAUUAAAUAUAAAGGAAAACACAAUCUCUAAAAACUGAAAACAAACCAAAUGAACAGCCUGUGAAACAAAUUUGUUGCAUAGCCAUUCAGAAAAAAGAAAUACUUCAAGUGACAUUAGAAUACACAUUUUGAUUAUACAUAUUUAGUGUAAUAUAUUCUAGCAAAAAAUUGAGCAAUGAAGACGUCUUAAACUUUAAUAGUCAUACUGUUAGUGAUUGCUGUGAUCUGAAUGUUUUUGUCCCCCACCCCCACCCCAACCCCAUUCCCUGCAGCAAAUUUAUGUGUUGAAAUCUAAUCACCAAUGUGAUAGUAUUAGGAGGUGGGGCAUUUGGGAGGUGAAGCAGUCAUUAAUGGGACUAGUAUCCAUAUAUCGUGUGGGGCUCACACCUGUAAUCCCAGCAUUUUGGGAGGCCAAGACAGGUUAAUACUCAACAUAAACCUGGAACUACUUGUUGGUUGUAAAGCAAGGAAGCUAUCAAAGGCAAAAGGGUUAAGUCAGAAGGACAAAGGAGCUCAUAUAAAGCAGUCUCUUGACUAAAUAUGGACAACAUGUGUAAGAAAAAAGUAUAAGGAAUGCUUUUUAGGAAUGAAAAUCUAAAUAUGUUAUUACAAAUUUGUAUUGUAUAUAAUGGACUUAUAUUAAAAAAAUCAUACGUUUAUAAUUAUGUUCACAAUCCCUUAUUCCCCAAAAAAUGUUCCUAAUAACUCAUUUGUCACCAUUAGAAGUAUCUAGGACACUAACACCUGACUCUGAAAGUUAGCAAUGAAAAAGAAAUAUUUAAGCAUUUAUUCAGAUUUCCCUAUACUAAAUAUAGCUCACCAUAAUCAAAACGCCAAAAUUGUUGAAAGAUUUUCUUUACAGAAGAAUCCCAGCUAAUAAUUUUUUCUUAAAUGACCUUCCAAAUGACCAUUGUGCAACCCCUAAUGAAAUAAUUAAUUCAGGCAAAAAUGAUCAAUGAAAGAAACAAUUAGAUGAAAGAUUGAUAGAAGAACUUUACAAUGGAGACAUCAGUUUAUCACCUCAGCAUUACUAAAGACAAUCAGAUAUUUAGGAUGGAGAAGACAGAGGUAAAAGCUAUGUAACCCUACUUUGUUAUGUUAAAUUUGGAAAAAUACAUUUUACAUAUUUAAUGAAGCCAUAUUAAUAUGACAUGAUUUGAAGCACAUAUCCUUCCUUUAAGGUAUUUGUAUUAGUUUUAUAGGGCCACCGGUUAACAGAUUACCAUAAACUUGGUAGUUUUACAGCACGUUUAUUCUCUUACUGCUCUGGAGACUGGAAGUCUGAAGUCAAGGUGUCAGCGAGUUGCUUCUUACCUGGAGGCUGUGAGAGAAGAUCUGUUCCAUAUUCCUCUGUCCUAGCAUCCCUUGGCUGCCAGCAAUCCUGGGUGUUUCUUAGCUUAUAGACACAUGGCUCCAAUAUCUGCCUCUGCCUUCACCUUGCCUUCUCUGGCUCUUCUUUUCUGUUUAUGUCUUCUUUACAAGAACAUUUGUCAUCAGAUGUAGAGCCCAUAUGGAUAAUCCAAGAUAAUCUUACAACAACUUAAACUUAACUACACAUACAAAGACCCUGUAUCCAAAUAGGAUUGCAUCAACAGGUUCUAGAUGGACAUACAGUUUCCCUCGACAUGUAAGUGAGGACCCUGUGGAAUUCACUUAUAUGAAAGGUCAGCCCUCCAUAUUUAUCGGGUUUAGCUGAAAGAAAGCCAUGUAUAAGUGAACCCAUAUAGUUGAAACCCCGUUGUUCAAGGGUCAACUGUCUGUUUUAGGAAGCCACUAUUCAACCUGCAAAAGUACUCUUCCACAAAAAUGUUGAACCUGAAUCUAAGCCUCCAUGUUGUUCAAGAGUCAACUGUCUACUUUAGGGAGCCAUCGUGUAACCUACCAGAGUAUUCUCCCCCGAAAAAUGUUGUAGCUGAAUAUAAGUAAGCCUCCAGCUGCACUGUCCAAUAUGGUAGACAUUAGUCACACUGAAAUUUAAUUUUUUAAUAUUUUUUGAGACAAAGUCUGCUCUGUCACCCAGGCUGGAGUGCAGUGGCACAAUCUCAGCUCAUUGCAACCUCCGCCUCCUGGGUUCAAGCAGUUCUUCUGCCUCAGCCUCCCGAAUAGCUGGAACAACAGAUGUGCGCCACCACACCCAGCUGAUUUUUUGUAUUUUAGUAGAGAUGAGAUUUCACCAUGUUAGCCAGGAUGGUCUUGAUCUUCAUGACCUCAUGAUCCACUUGCCUUGGCCUCCCAAAGUGCUGGGAUUACAGGCGUGAGCCACCGUGCCAGGCCCUAAAUUUUAAUAAUUAAAAUUUUGUACCUUAGUCAUACUAGCCACAUUUCAAGAGUUCAGUAUCCACGUGUAGCUAGUGGCUGCUGUAUUAGAUAGCACGGAUAUAAAACAUUUCCAUUUCUGUCAUCACAGAAAAUCUUAUUGGAAAGCACUGCUCUAGAAGUUACUGUUCAUAAACCAGACAUUUGGGAAAUGGAGAAAUAAGUUAAAUCACCUCACAAGAAAAUAAACAGAGAAAUCAGCAUGUGGGACCAACUACAGGAAGAUCAGCCUGUUUUCUGCAAUAAUCCAAUGAUGUGGAAAAAAUAAAAAGCAAAAAGGAAAAAGAGUACAGAUCAAUACAUUUAAUGAGACUUAAGGAAACACCAAAUUUAAUGUAUAGGUAUUUUUACAACCUGAUUCAAAUUAAUCCUCUGGGAAAGACAGACAUUUUUAAGGCAUUUGGAAAAAAUUUGUUUAUGGACUAGGUAUUAAGAUGAUACCAAAGAAUAAUUGUUAAGUUUUUAGAAAUUAACAAUUUAGGAAUAAUUUUUAGGUAAAACAAUGGCAUAAUAAAACAUUCAUGA